Amyelois transitella is the source of this 2337-nucleotide messenger RNA. Its product is annotated as tubulin glycylase 3A. Gene Ontology annotation, biological process: cilium movement; cilium assembly; protein polyglycylation. Bases 1 to 2337 code for a protein of 778 amino acids. Gene Ontology annotation, cellular component: cilium. NCBI's taxonomy places the organism in Eukaryota, Metazoa, Arthropoda, Insecta, Lepidoptera, Pyralidae. Gene Ontology annotation, molecular function: protein-glycine ligase activity, initiating. The record is from RefSeq and is a predicted model, not a curated record. The transcript is spliced from 3 exons.
AUGGCUUAUCAAAGUAUGUACAAACCAGCGGGGCUUUCCCCCAAAGAAAAGAGCUACUUAAUAUGCAGCUGCCAAUCUAGGUCCAAUCGUUAUAUUAAACUCAAAACCCUCGCGUUUAAUGCUAUGAAACAAAACAAGAUUUUCUCUAUAUACGGCAGUUGCAACCCUGUCCGGAAAGCAUUAUUGGAACGGGGGUGGGUUGAGAAGAUACCAACAAAUAGAAUGAACUUAUCGCAAAUACGAAACGGAAAAUAUAAGAUGAAAUCAGAAAUACACGGGGAAUUAGAGAGGCUGCUACUCUCCAAUUUGGUUGAAAAGGCAACUCCAAAUUUUAUAUGGAAAACGAAAGACGAAGAUAAUGACACCAUCGAUAUGAGAAACGAAAAUUCCACUAUGGUAAAUAAGUUAAAAAUUGAUGCAUUGUGGACUACAAAACAGGGUCUUUGUUCAUCCAUAAAAAGAAAUUAUUGGUUUAAUAUCGAUGAUGUCGCUGAAGUGAACUGUCCUCGGACAUACAACAGCGCUGAAGUGGGCGAAAUAGACGACUUCAUAAAGGAUUAUAAAAUGACUGCUUGCACCAGUUUGUUGAAGUGGGUGCUCUCAAUGGUGGCCAAUGAUAAGCCCGUUUUUCUCGAUAUAGGAAAAGUGUCCAUAAACAUCAUUAUAUUUGCAUUGAAUAGAUGUAAAGAAUAUCUUUAUAGAAAGCAAAAUAAAGACAUUGAUCGUCCCCUCAACUCUGUUAGUUCGGGCCAGUGGAAUUCAUUUCUGAAGAAAUAUUACCGCAUUAUUGAAAAAGAAGACGUUUUUAAAGCGGAAGAAGAAAAUAAAUUAAAGCUUUAUCUAUGUUAUGCAAAAUUUUUGCUAAGAGAGAUUCACAAAUAUCGACCUCAGUUGAGCUGUGAAGGAUGCCAUAAUAUAUGGAUCAUUAAACCUGCUAAUUGCUCCAGGGGUCGAGGGAUAAGAAUGGCAUCCAAAUUAGGAGUUAUGACGAGCUUAUUAGAAAAGGUCAAUAAUAAAUAUGUUGUUCAGAAAUACAUAGAAGAACCUCUCCUGAUUCACGACACUAAAUUUGAUAUAAGACAAUAUUAUCUGGUGACUAGCACAUAUCCUCUUGUUAUUUGGUGUUACACUGAAUGCUACUUGAAGUUUAGCUCCCAAAAAUACAAUCUCAAGAAUUACCACGAAUCUAUACAUCUUACAAAUAACGCUGUACAAAGGAAAUAUAAGAAUUGUUUGGACCGCCAUAAAGAAUUACCUCAGCAAAAUAUGUGGGAUCUUGAUACCUUCAAGAACUAUUUAAUAAAGGUCGGUAAAGAUCAGGUGUGGGAUAAGAUAAUAUACCCGGGGAUGAAAAGAUCUAUUAUCGGUAUUAUGUUGAGUUGCCAAGAUUCACUAUCGGUUAGCAAGAACCGCUUCGAGAUGUACGGAUGCGACUUCGUGCUGGACAAAGAGUACAAACCUUGGCUGAUUGAAAUCAACUCUUGCCCAGAUUUGAACCACACCACUCAUGUUACUGCGAAAAUUUGUCCAGCUGCCAUUUCAGAUAUUAUCAAAGUUGUCAUUGAUCAUGCUGCAAAUCCAAAAGCAUCUACUGGAAAUUUUGAAUGCAUCUACCGCCAGCCCAUGACUAUACCCCGGUAUGGGACCGCCGCUGAUUUGUUUGUUAGAGGACAUGCACUUCCGAACGACUACUUCUAUAAAGGGAACAUUGAAAUUAAGGAGUCCUAUGAAGAUCCCAAUAUAGGCAAAGAGAGAGACCUGAAAAUGGUCCUCCAAAGGUUGAAACGUUAUUAUGACAUAGAUAUUAUGAUACAGCCGGAAGACAUGGAUUGGGAAAUAAAGGCAGAAAAAGAAACAUGUACUCACACUACAGAGUCAGAAGAGAAUAUGACAGCAGCAGCUUCCGUGAUAACAGAGCAAAUAAGAGACUUGCUGGACAGGAUUACUUCUGAGAACACUAUUAGCAACAAAUCGGGUAUGUCCCGUAAGAAAUCGGAUCCGAUACAAAGCAACACGUCUUUGACGUCGCUGAAAGCAACCAGCCGCACGCAUAGUGUUACCGACAUCAAUUCUUUGCUCGACAAGUCCAACAGUCUCACUAACAGUGGUAGUUUGAAGAAAGCGUUCAGUUUUAGUAAAUUAGAUGAUGGACCCUUGGGUAAGGCAAGUUACUUCGAGAUAUUAAAUUUCGUGACGUUCCCCAAUGAAAACAAUUUUGCAGUGGGCACUCCCAACAAUGAUGAUAAACAAUCAAUUUGUUCUAAACAGAUUCCAGAAGCGGCAAUGAAAAUCAUUUCUUUUAUAAAUAUGAAAGAAAAAGAGUACUUAGGCGAGUAG